Molecule: messenger RNA, 467 nt
Organism: Didymella exigua CBS 183.55
Lineage: Eukaryota; Fungi; Ascomycota; Dothideomycetes; Pleosporales; Didymellaceae
Exons: 1
Coding region: 143-430 (95 amino acids)
Source: RefSeq, a predicted model, not a curated record
CCCGUUGCAGAGUGCGGGAUACAGCCCAAGACCCACGCGCCGAGAUGAAGCUCAGCAUGUGACCAGGAUCUGGAGACGUCGAGGGAGGUGCAGCCAAUAGGGCUAUGCGCCUCGCGCCACAUCUUUCCAGCACGAUGACUUGAUGUGUUUGCGCAUUGUUCCUGUAUUGUUCCUGUAUUGUUCUCGCAUUGUUACCGCAUUGUUCCUGUAUUGUUCCUGUAUUGUUCCUGUAUUGUUCUCGCAUUGUUACCGCAUUGUUCUCGCAUUGUUCUCUGCAGCUAUAUUUCUGCUUCCGCGCCGCUGCAUUGAAGACGAGAAGCAUCUUGGUCCCUCGGAAGCAUUUCGCCAGAAGUAUUAUCGUGAAGGCGUCAGAGUUCCGAAGCAGGCAAAUCGUGUUCCGAGGAGGAUCGAAGGGACCUCGCGUGCCUAGGUGUUGAGAUUGGGCCAAGCCCCGUCAACCGGGCUGC